Thermochaetoides thermophila DSM 1495 is the source of this 957-nucleotide messenger RNA. RefSeq lists its product as uncharacterized. The coding region runs from base 1 to 957 and encodes 318 amino acids. NCBI's taxonomy places the organism in Eukaryota, Fungi, Ascomycota, Sordariomycetes, Sordariales, Chaetomiaceae. The record is from RefSeq and is a predicted model, not a curated record. The transcript is spliced from 3 exons.
AUGGCCCCUAACGUAGACCCAGCAAUUCUUGAGGCCCUAGGUUUAGACGAGACGAACGCCAAGCUUGUCUCCCAUGGCGGCUCUGGCUUCUCCUCUACCUACAACUUGGUAAUCGAGCUUAUCGCUGACUCCCACAUAUGCGAACACGCCUCUCUCAACGCCAUCCACGACGCCGACCCCUCCCUGAAACUCUGCCCCCGUUCCUACGCCCACGGCUCCCUCCGCUCCUCCCCUGGCAAGUUCUUCCUCGCAACCGACUUCCUCGAGCUCGGCUCUUCUGCCCCUGGCGGCACAGGCCUCUCGCUCGCCGCCAAGUUGGCUAAACUGCAUACCACCCCAGCUCCGGUCCCCCCUGGCCAUGACAAGCCCAUGUACGGCUUCCACGUGCCGACCUGCUGCGGCGCAACUAGGCAAGAGAAUCCCUGGACUGAAUCUUGGGCAAAGUUCUAUGCCGACCAUAGGCUGAGGGCGAUCAUGCGGGAGGGGAUCCGGCAGAAUCGGCCGGAUAAGGAACUCAACGAAGCGGUCGAGAAGGUCGCUAGCGUUGUGGUCCCCAGGCUGCUCGGGGACGGGCACCUAAAGGGGGUGUAUCCCGUGUUGAUUCAUGGGGACCUGUGGAGCGGAAACCAUGGACGGGCGAGGAUCGGGGGCGAGGGAGGGGCUGAGGAGGUGGUAUUUGACCCAAGUUGUGUCUAUGGGCAUUCGGAGUAUGAGCUGGGAAUUAUGCGAAUGUUUGGAGGGUUUGGCAGCUCGUUCUGGAGGGAGUAUGAAAGGCUGGUGCCGAAGGCGGAGCCAAAGGAAGAGUAUGAGGAUCGGCUCGACUUGUAUGAACUGUAUCAUCAUCUCAACCACUAUGCCUUGUUUGGAGACGGUUACCGGGGAGGGGCCCUGUCCAUUGCCCGCAGGCUGAUCCGCAAGUAUGGACAGUCUGACUCGAACCAGAAAUCUGGCCUGUAA